Archocentrus centrarchus (flier cichlid) is the source of this 4075-nucleotide messenger RNA. It is a transcript of the gene cavin1a, whose product is annotated as caveolae associated protein 1a. Gene Ontology annotation, cellular component: cytoplasm; caveola. Bases 638 to 1852 code for a protein of 404 amino acids. The transcript is spliced from 3 exons. Gene Ontology annotation, biological process: transcription initiation at RNA polymerase I promoter; termination of RNA polymerase I transcription. The record is from RefSeq and is a predicted model, not a curated record. Gene Ontology annotation, molecular function: rRNA primary transcript binding. NCBI's taxonomy places the organism in Eukaryota, Metazoa, Chordata, Actinopteri, Cichliformes, Cichlidae.
UAGUUCCUCACGGAGUCCACCGGAGGGAAGUAAAGCUUAAGCGCUUUAGCAGAUCCCUGCAAGCUGGUGCUGGCUCGGUACCAUACGAACUCGUUCAGUUCUUGUAGUGUGAGUGAGUUUCCUUCAUAAUACUGUUGCCUCAGGCGUGGCCCUCACCUUUCCCUGUUCCCCGUGAGCCCUAUUACAUCACUGUACGAGGUGGAGCCUGGAGGUUCUGCCGUGUGCUUGGGGACAGAAUAGGGUGGAGCCCCAGCAGUAGAGGGGGGCCAUGGGUGGAGGCCUGGUGUGAGAAGGGAAAUCUGUGACUGGGUGCUUUCACAGGGAGCAGAGACAUUUGACUCAGGGUACAUAUGCUUGAGCUGUGAGAGGCCCCACUCCCCUUGGCUGGCUGGCUGGCAUCCCAGAGCAGAGGCAGAGAGCGACAGAAAGUUGAAUGCGAGAGACUAAGGGUGAAGAGAAUUUAAACUGUAAAGCAAACUACAAAGAGAGAAAUAAGUGGUUAAGAAAGUUGUCUGAACGGAAGGAAAGAGCAUAGGGGACUAAGUUGAGUGCAGCGUGGCUCCUCUAGAUUAUUUUUCACUUGGGUAUUUUUAUCUGUAGUGAGCGUGCGAGCAGUUUGUAUUUGGAGUUGAGCACUAUGGCGGAUACAGGUGUCAAGAAGCAGCACGGAUCCCUUGCAGAAGUGUCUUAUGAUGAUGAAGAAGUCGCUCUGGUGGGUGCUGCCACAGAGCCAGCAGUAGAUGAUGAUGAUCCCGCUGAGGCCACGGACCCAAUGCUGACCACUGGCUCUGGUGGGAAAAGUGAAGCUCAGAUGAACGGGGUCAUGAUUCUGUCUCUGCUUGAUAAGAUAAUUGGGGUGGUAGACCAGAUCCAGCAGACCCAGAAUGGGCUGGAGUCCCGGCAAGAAGCCAUGGAGAAGUCAGUGUCAACCAUCCAAGGGGAGCUGGCUAAGUUGUCCAAGAACCACAUCGACACCGCCAACACUGUCAACAAAAUGCUGGAGAAGGUGCGCAAGGUCAGCGUCAACGUCAAGACAGUACGCAGCAACCUGGAGAAGCAGGCGGGCCAGAUCAAGAAGCUGGAGAGCAACGAGUCUGAGCUGCUCAAGAGACGCAACUUCAAAGUCCUCAUCUACCAGGAUCAAGUGAAGGCACCAAAAGCGUCCAAACCCAAGACAGCAGAGGCAGGAGAAAAUAAAACAGUGGAGGGCCUUGAGCAAAUCCCUGAGGAGGGACAAGAGGGAAUCUCCAAUCUUAAUUCAGAUGAUGAUGUGAUAAUUGAAGAGGUGCACAUAGAGACGCGUACAAAACGCCUCCAACGCACCACAAAAGAGCAAGUUGAUAACAUAAAGAAAGCCUUCUCCAAGGAGAAAAUGGAGAAGACCAAACUAAAAACCAAGGAAAACCUGGAGAAGACAAGACAGAGAACCCGCGAUAACCUGGAGAAAACCAAGCACAGUCUUGAGAAGAAGAUUGGCAAGCUCGGGACCCGCAUGACCCCCAACCAGGAGCGCAGGGCAAAAAUAAAGAGCUCCAAAGAGAAAGUGAAGAAGUCCCUCACCCCUGACCACAAGAUCUAUGCUCGUUCCAAAACCUCCGUGUACCGCGUUCCCCCCUUUACCUUCCAUGUUAAGAAGAUCCGGGAAGGGGAGGAAGAGGUGGUGCAGAACACAGAGAUGCUGGAAGUGACCGAGGCCGAGGUUCAGCCAGGAGGAGAAGAGAACGGGAUGGGUGUGCACGUUGAGGUGGAGGAAGGGGAGCUGGUCAGUGUAGACAGCCCCGAGAUGGAGACUUUGUUGGAGGUGACUGAAGACUCUGAGCUGGUCAGGGUGGAGAAAGCCCGAAGUGAAUAGAGUCUCAUAGCUGCAUAGGGCUGUGAAAGAAAUGAUAUAAGGAUGGAGAAGGAAACAAAAUAUUGGUGAAUGAAUAUAAUCACAUGGACACAGUAGGGACUUUAUAGAUGAUUACAAUCUCUGACAUCUUAUUUGUUUUCUGUUCACUUUGUAUUGUUCCCAACAGGGAUGACUUUCAUAAUUGUUCAUAUUUAGCAUACAAAUAGUAAAAAUAAGACAAAAACAAAGCUAACUUUUGAAAUAUGUUACAGGCUAACUGGAUAGGCUGCACUUAAACAUUAGAGUAUUUGCUGUUUGAUGUUGGUUUGAUUAAUUGUGUGACUACAAGAUAAAAAAAAAUUAUAAAUACUCUUUGCUAUUAACAGACCAUAUUCAGUAAUUUCCAUGUGUGGCAUGCACAUUAAUACAUAUGGCAAAAGGAAGUUGUUGGCAAGGUUUAUUUUAUAAUGGACGGUUUAAGAAAUGUGAAUGUGCAUAAGAAAUAACAUUUUUUUUUAAAUAGUAGCCGGAAUUUAUGCCUACAGAAAAAUAAAAAUGGAGGAUACAGGUGAAGAAAAGAUGUGCUGGACUGGACUUGAAUUAAGGGGUUUUACUAAACUGCACUCCUGAUAUGUAAAAUCAUUGGAGCAUAAGGUUACUCAAACAUUGUACCAAAUGUUCCUGUGUAAUGUCUCUCAGUGUUAAGCACUUAAGUGUAAAUGUCUGAAAAUAGAUGUGUAAUUUCAAAUAAUAUAUACUGGGAACCAUGAACCUGUGACAGAUUCAACUAUCAGAAUGUUUAAAUUUCAUUUUUUCAUUUCAAACCUUUAUUUAACCAGGAAGAAAAAAAACACAUUGAGAUUAAAAUCUCUUUUUCAAGUGUGUCCUGGGUAUGACAAAUAUUCACAGAAAACAGUCAUAUCGGUCAAAAGGAUGAAUAAAUAAGAAAUCUAAAAAAUGUCAUUAAAUGCAUAACACCACGCUGAAAAGUAAAAUAUGCUGUUAUGUAUGUGGGGUAGUAUUGUGUCACAGAGUGGAAAGUAACUUUUGCAUGGUUAUUUUGAGUCCUUAACUGAUCACUUGUUAAAGUUUUCAGCUGCAGUUUAUUGAAAAAUUAAUAAAUUAAUGAAAAAGUUAGUAACAAGAUUUAGAAUGUAACUUUGGCUACAGUGAAAAGAGGGUUUAAUUGUUAUUUACCCUAAUGUUUUGAUGUGUAUACACCUUUCUGUUGCAUCUGGACGUAUUCUCACCAAGCCGCACAUAUUAAACUCCUGCACAAACGGGAGUAAUAAAAAAGAUUGUAUCACCAUGGUGACAGCUCAUCACAGCACAUUUUCACAUCCCUAUUAAAAACUUCUCAAAUUACAGGCUGAAAAAAAAGAAAGAUGGCCUAAAGAGACGUGGGAUGACAGUUUAAUGACUGCUGUAUGUAAUACUGAGAAGCCUAACUGUUUAAGGAACAUCCAAAGCAAAAAAUAAUAAAAAAAAUCUGGUCAUAAAUCAUACAGUCAGGUUGGCAUAAGAUGGAAAAAACAAUCAAACAGUAAUGAAUGUAAACUAGUAUGGCAAUGCUCAGUCUUCUGAUCUUGUAGGGCUGAAUGUGUCGAUCUCCAGGCGAAAACAAGAUGAAUGUUUGUCUUCCAUUUUCCCUCCCUGGAGACUUGAAUGACCUUGAUGUGGUACAGGCACACAGAGGCCUGCUGUGCAGCAUGGCCCACCAUUAAAAUAAUCAAUGGGCAGGGAAAUACAAUUAAGGAGAGUGCUCGGUCAGAGCACUGCACAAAAUAGAGAACAUUGAGAAAGACAGAGCAAAGGGUGAGUGUGUGUGUGUGUGUGUGUGUGUGUGUCUGAGAGAAAGAGAGAGAGAUGAAGAGUAAUAAAUGAAGCAUAUGUGCACACCAUAUACCCAAACAUGAAGCUGAAAUCACACAAAAUAAUACAGGAAUCAAGCUCCAGGCCUGUAAAAUCACAUGAGCUUGUUAAUUUUAUAGCAUUAAUAUUUUGUUUAUUUAAUUUUUUGGCAAAGACAAUCUGUACUCUCUCCAUAAUACUUACUGGUUCCUUUAGAUGAAAUGUGUGUUUUUGUCACCAUGUUUAUUCUGCCUUGUUUUAAGAUGCUGGUUAUUUAGAAAAUGAGCAACUUGCAAACACUGCUGCAACCCAAUGUAACUGAUUUAUAUUCAAAUAAUCACGCUUGGCUGAUUUUGUUGUGUUUAAGGCCUAUUAGCCUAACAAAUUCAGUAU